Exophiala xenobiotica is the source of this 1278-nucleotide messenger RNA. RefSeq lists its product as uncharacterized. Gene Ontology annotation, molecular function: sulfite transmembrane transporter activity. Bases 1 to 1278 code for a protein of 425 amino acids. Gene Ontology annotation, biological process: sulfite transmembrane transport; transmembrane transport. The transcript has 2 exons. Gene Ontology annotation, cellular component: plasma membrane. Lineage: Eukaryota; Fungi; Ascomycota; Eurotiomycetes; Chaetothyriales; Herpotrichiellaceae. The record is from RefSeq and is a predicted model, not a curated record.
AUGACAGUAUCGGUAGAUGAGCGUAGGCUGGGCGGCUCCGACAAGUCUGCAGAGGACAACAUCUACCAUGACUCAGAGCCAAACGACAGAGAACUGCGGCGGGCGAAAAGGAGUUGCUUCUGCGCCCUGGUCCAAGAUUUCAGUCCGAUAUGGUUCACCUGGUGCAUGAACGCCGGAGUCAUUGCGACACUACUUCACCAACUACCCUACCAGUUCCGCGGGCUUCAAGUGCUCUCGACCAUUGCAUUCACGGUCGACCUGGUCCUCUAUGUCGUCUUCUCGAGCAUCUAUAUUCUACACUUCCUUAUGUACACCCGACAGGCAUACUCCGAACUAGUCGAUAGCGUGGUGGAGUUGUGCCUCUUACCAUGCUGGUGCAUCGCGUGGAUGACGUUGGUAUCUUUCAUCAGUCUCACAGUGAGCAACGCGUCCUGGGGCGGUCACCGCUUCACCAUCCUCGCCGCCGUGAUGUGGUGGAUCGCAGCGUUGUGGAUGUUCGCCAUGCUGUUCUUCGCAUUUGGCACUCUAAUCCGGCAGCACACCAUAAUAUCCCUGAACCAACAGAUCCCGACACUGAUCAUCAUCCCCGCCGUUGGAGUGUCGACUCUGGCACUGGUCGGCGGCGUCGUGGCGUCCUUCUCGCACGACAUCUCCCCUCGCCUCGCGGUCCCGAUUAUAAUCCUAUCCUUCUGCGCCGUUGGUGUGGGCAUCCUGCUCGGUCUAUUCCUGUACACGUAUCUGUUCCAUCAACUUCUGGCAAAAGGAUGGCCAGCGCCACAGAACACGGCGACUUUAUUCAUACUCGUCGGACCCAUGGGCCAAUCCGCAGCGGCGCUACAAUUGCUCGGGGCUGCGGCCAACACACACGGCGCGUUCCGGGCGUAUAACAGAGGACUCUUCCUGAGCGGCACGGCGGCUGAGGUGCUCGAGGCUGCCUGUAUCUUGCUAGCGGUUUUGAUGGUCGGUCUCGGGGCGGUCUGGCUGGUACUGGCAUUCAUCGGCAUGCUCGACCGCGUGUGUCAUCGAGAAAUGGUCUGGGCUCCGACGUGGAAUGCUAUCAUAUUCCCAACUGGCACGUUGGCGACUUCGACACUACUUUUGGGCAUGGAGAUGGAUUCUCCGUUCUUCAGAGUUAUGACGGUCAUCUUGACUUUGUUUCUGAUUUUGGUAUUUUUCGUCAAUCUUGGAUUUACCGUUGCGAGAAUUGCUGAUGGGAGACUUCUGGUUGUGAGAAAUGACUGGCGGGCUCCUGUCAGCGAGCAGACCAAAGAGAAGUAA